AUGUUUCUGACCAGAUCUGAGUAUGAUCGAGGAGUCAACACCUUUUCGCCUGAGGGAAGAUUAUUCCAGGUAGAAUAUGCAAUCGAAGCGAUCAAACUGGGAAGCACGACGAUCGCGGCGACGACGAAGGAGGGAGUGAUCUUAGGUGUCGAAAGACGAUCUCAAUCAAAAUUACUAGAAGCGUCAUCGAUCGAGAAGAUCAUGGAGAUCGACAGUCAUGUCGGGUGUGCCGUCAGUGGGCUCGUGGCUGAUUCCCGUACCAUGGUCGAACAUGCUCGCGUCGUCGGUCAGAACCAUCGGUUUACGUUCGAUGAACCCAUCAAGACUGAGAGUGUCACUCAAGCAGUCUGCGACCUCGCGCUAAGGUUUGGUGAAAGUACGCAUGAUGAAGAUGCAAUGAUGUCACGGCCUUUUGGUGUCGCUCUUCUCAUCGCAGGAUGUGACGAACAUGGACCUCAACUUUUCCAUGCCGAUCCUUCCGGCACCUUCAUGCGAUAUGAUGCAAAAGCCAUUGGCAGUGGAUCGGAAGGCGCUCAAACAGAGCUGCAAGAGCGUUGGCAUAAGUCAAUGACUUUGCAAGAGGCCAAAUUAUUGGUACUGCAGGUCUUGAGACACGUGAUGGAGGAAAAGCUUGAUGAGCAUAACGUCCAAUUAGCACAGGUCACUCCGAGUGGUGGAUUUCAUAUUUUAACCAAUUCCGAAUUGAAGGAAUCGAUCAGCCAAAUGCCGGUGGAAAACAAUCCUACGCACCCUUCAGCUGCUGGAACGCAAGCUGCCCCCACAGCUUAA
This is a messenger RNA of Puccinia triticina, 789 nucleotides long. RefSeq lists its product as uncharacterized. The transcript is spliced from 7 exons. Gene Ontology annotation, biological process: proteasome-mediated ubiquitin-dependent protein catabolic process. Lineage: Eukaryota; Fungi; Basidiomycota; Pucciniomycetes; Pucciniales; Pucciniaceae. The record is from RefSeq and is a predicted model, not a curated record. The coding region runs from base 1 to 789 and encodes 262 amino acids. Gene Ontology annotation, cellular component: proteasome core complex; nucleus; proteasome core complex, alpha-subunit complex.